Camellia sinensis is the source of this 2211-nucleotide messenger RNA. Lineage: Eukaryota; Viridiplantae; Streptophyta; Magnoliopsida; Ericales; Theaceae. The record is from RefSeq and is a predicted model, not a curated record.
AUGGUUGCUGACUUAAUUUGCAAACCUCGUGUGGUUAGUAUAAAUGACAGGAAAUUGCUUGUAGACUUAACUGUUUUAGAUAUGCGGAACUUUGACAUAAUUCUUGGAAUGGAUUGGUUGGCAAGCAAUUAUGCUUCGGUUGAUUGUCGAGGCAAAAGGGUAGUAUUUCAGAUUUCUAAUCAACUAGAAUUUUGUUUUGUUGGUAGUGGAGUUAACACUCAUCUUCUGGUAAUCUCAGCUUUGCAAGCUAGACGGUUGUUAAGGAAUGGUUGCGAGGGUUAUUUAGCUUCUGUGAGAGAUACUCGUGAGACUGAAUUGAAGUUAGAGGAUAUUCUAGUUGUGAAGGAAUUUUCCAAUGUUUUUCCUGAAGAGUUACCGGGGUUGCCACUAGAUAGAGAGAUUGAGUUUGCCAUUGAAUUGAUACCCGGCAUGGGUCCUAUCUCCAAGGCUCCGUAUUGGAUGGCCCCAGCAGAGUUGAAAGAGUUGAAGGAACAAUUACAAGAGUUACUAGAUAAGAGCUUUAUUCGGCCUAGUGUUUCUCCUUGGGGUGCGCCUGUUUUAUUUGUGAAAAAGAAUGAUGAUGGGGUGUCUGUUGACCCCAAGAAAGUGGAGGCUGUGGUAGAGUGGAAUAGGCCUACUAGUGUCACUGAAAUUCGUAGCUUCUUGGGUUUAGCAGGAUAUUAUAGAAGGUUCGUUGAGGGAUUUUCCCGAAUUUCUAUGCCUUUGUUUAACACAAAAAAGGGGUUAAAUUUGAAUGGUCUGGAUGUUGUGAGAAGAGUUUCCAGAUCUAAAGAGCCGAUUGGUGUCUGCUCCAGUACUUAUAGUUCAGAUGAAGGUUUUACCAUCUAUAGUGAUGCAUUGAAGAUGGGCUUGGGUUGUGUCCUGAUGCAGAAUGAUAAGGUAGUGGCAUAUGCAUCUAGGCAGUUGAAGCCAUAUGAGCAGAAUUAUCCUACGCAUGAUUUGGAGUUGGCUGCCGUGGUAUGGCACAACCAUGGAGUGCAGUUGGCAAACCUUAGGGUUCAACCCACGUUGAUUGAUAGAAUUAAAGAUACUCAAGGAAGAGAUCCUCAGUUGCAAAAACUUAAGGUUGAAAUGGAAAUAGGGCUUCAAAUGGAAUUUUGUAUGCAUAAAGAUGGAACCUUGAGAUUUGGAGAGAGGUUGUGUGUGCCUAAUGAUUCAGAGCUCAAGAGAGAAAUCCUGAGAGAAGCUCACAGUUCAAGAUAUACUGUACAUCCAGGGAGCACUAAAAUGCAUAAAGACUUGAAGAGGAACUUUUGGUGGAAUAAUAUGAAGAGGGAAAUUGCUCAGUAUGUUGCUCAAUGUUUGGUAUGUCAACAAGUGAAAGUUCAACAUCAGAUACCUACAGGUAAGUUACAACCUCUUCCUAUUCCCGAGUGCAAGUGGGAACAUAUUACCAUGGAUUUUGUGACAGGGUUGACUAGGACCCAAGGUGGUAACAAUGCUAUUUGGGUUAUCGUUAAUCGAUUGACCAAAUCCACUCACUUUGUAGCUUUUAAAGUAGGGUUCUCCUUAGAAAGGUUCGCAAAAUUAUAUAUCAAGGAGAUUGUGAAGUUACAUGGUAUUCCGGUGACCAUAGUGUUUGAUAGAGAUAGCAGAUUUGUAUCUAUGUUUUGGAGGAGUUUGCAUACAGCUUUGGGUACUAGUUUGAAUUUUAGCACGGCCUUUCAUCCUCAAAUUGAUGGACAGUUAGAGAGAACUAUUCAGACUCUUGAAGACAUGUUGAGGGCUUGUGUUAUUGAUCUUGGAGGCGAAAGGAAGCUGUUAGGGCCUGAGAUUGUGCAACAAACAGUUGACAAGAUCAAUCUUAUUAGAGAGCGAAUUCGCAUUGCACUGAGUAGACAGAAAAGUUAUGCAGAUAAUAGGAGACGCGAUUUGGUGUUUGGGGUUGGAGACCAGGUGUUCCUUAAGGUGUCUCCUAUGAAAGGAGUAAUGAGGAAGGAACAGGUUUUGAGGCGUCGAGUCAUCCACUAUGUUAAGGUUCAAUGGAGCAAUCACUCAGAAAGAGAAGCAACUUGGGAACUCGAGGAUGAAAUGAAACUAAAGUAUCCACAACUUUUUGAGACUCCAGGAUUGGCUGGAAGUGGCGGUGGGAAAUUGAGGGGAGCAUUCUUGAUGCUCAUUGAUCAAGUUUUGACAAUAGAGUUGGGUAGUUUAGAUAAGGUGUGUUUGGCUAUUAAUUUGGAGAAAUGA